CACAACCAUAUUAUUGAAUUAAAAACCUUGUUUACUCUUUUGAGUAAUUCCUUUAAAAUAGUGUGAUGCUAUUUUAUCCAAAUUUCCUAAUGAAAUAUCUCUAAAGUUGGCUACUUUAGGGUGCGUUUUAGGAGUCUAAUUUUAUACAUUAGUAGUGAUUAUUAAUGUGUAAAAUAAGAUAAAAGCUCCAAGUUAAGAUAAGGGUGUGUCAUAUCUCUUAACACCAACUUGGUUUAUCCCUUCACUUUAUUUCUGCCCAUUUCAUUCCUCUCCAUUUUCUCUUUCUAAACCCCAUUCUAUUCUAUCUUCAUAAAUCAAAAUACCAAAAAAAGAACUCUUUCCCAUACUCCAUAUUUUACCCCUUCAAUUCCAUCGCCCAUUUUCUCCGCAAAUCCUUCUCCAAAAUAGCUACUCGUUAAGACCCUGGGUCUCGGGUACAACAUCUGGUAUCAGAGCUCAAUUUCGACGACUUUCUCAAGUCUCGACGAUUAACGGAGGACCAGUUUCACCCACGUUGCACAAAAGCAAGACUGCUGAAUUGCUCCUGAAAAUGUCAGCCCCAAAGCAGUGAUCACGGAGGAAGGUGCAAAAGUUGUUUCAACGUGAAACUUUCCAGUCUAAAAGUUUAACCUUUUAUCUACGUCUGACCGCUGAUUUCACUCAAUUCGGAGUUGUGGUUAGCGAGAUACGCCCUUCCAAAGUUGACAAUGCAGUCCUGCCCAAAUGCUGUCUAGCUUGCUUCUUUUGUCUCCAACGAGGUAGCACACAUAAAUCAAUGACUCUGAAUUUCUGAUAUAUCUUUAAGGACUUCAAUAUCUAACUUUGAGAGUUGGAAUCACUACAUUCCAAUCUCUGGUUGUUGAGAUAUGGAUAUCCAAAGAUACUUCAAAAAUCUUGAGAUUAUUUAUGCAAAUGAGGCAAUCCUUCAAGGACCAAUUAAACGGUGCUACAUGUGCUGUGGCUAUGGCCAUCACUACUGGAGGUGCACAAAUAAAGAAGACAUUCCUUAUGAAGAGCAUGUAAGGAUCAUAGCAGCAUAUGAGAAUCAACAAGAUGGCAAUUACGAAGAUGUCUUUGAUAACCAUGUCAAAGAUGAUGAUGUCUUCGUGGAAGAACCAACUUCUAAGGCUCAAGAAGAUUCAAUCCUUAUUGAUUCUCUCCUUAGUUGUGAAAGCUUCUUUGAAAAGGAUGUCGUGGAGGAUGCUACACUAGGUGAUAUAUGUUUUAAGGAAGUUGUUUCCUCUGAAUAUUAUCAUCUAAUUAGUGACGGAGAAUCUCAUCCAAUCAUUGAAGUAUAUGUGAAGAAGGUUCUACUAAAAGUGAUUACAUUUUUCCGGACAGUACAAAAAGAGGUGCCAACUUAUUCCGGAAAGAACCUCACUAUUGGUGGUUUCUUAAAUUUCCCAUUUGAUCCGGGAAUUCUUUUAUGAAACCCCAAUCAGUCACGGUGGUGCGAAAGUUUGAGGACAAACUUUCUUCGAAGAAGGGGAGUAUGAUGUACCCCUGGAUAGCUCUACCAAAACCCAAACUCUCCCAACAUAUCCAAAAGUUUUAUUUCUUUUCUUUUAUCAAAAAUAAAGUCUUUUCCAUCACAAUGAUAAGAAAAUAAAUGCCAAAACCUUUGUUUCUUGUUUUUAUCUUUUCAAAACCUUUUACCCAAAUAAUGCCUUUCCUUCUUUCUCUUCCAAUCUUGAAAAAAACUGCAUAAUCGAUUAUACACAAUUAAUAAUUGACUAUACUAUCCUUCUGACUCCUCGUUACAAAACUAGCAACCUUCACAAUCGAUUAUCUCAAAGCUAUUAAUCGAUUAUCGCCAUCCUCUGAAAAUACCCGGUUUUGUGCUAGUUUUGUUAAUCGAUUAUCCUUGAGGGUCAGUCGACUAUUGGGUGUCUCUGAACAUUCUUGGUUUGGAAGUCAUAUCUUGGUAAUCGAUUAUCAAAGAGUGAUAAUCAACUAUCCUACAUCUCUAAACCUUGAAGUCCCAAAGUUUGUAAGUCUUAUUUUCCUUUCCUAAGUUUGGGUACAAGGCUGAAAUUAUUCCCUGAAUUUCAACAAAGAAUAAAGCCUUUUCUUUCAUAAAACAAAAGCAUAAUCAAUUUUGAUACAAAGGAACAAAAAUCACAAACAAAAGUCAUUGAAUGAAUAGUGCUGUUUUGGCAUUUUCAUCACAAAUAUCAAAAGCUUGAUUUCCCUUUGUUAUCUUCAUAAAGCCACGAAAUUUCUACCUUAAAAGGACAAGGAUUAUUGGUCUUUUAAAUCCAAAGGAGAUCAGCCAUGAAGGACUUUUCACACCAAGAUAAAAUGGGAGCAAAUGGCAUGAGAAAUAAGGAAACUUCCUCUUACUUUCAGUUUUGUUUUGUUGUAUGUAUUAUUAGCUAAGUGUAUUCCUUUUUAGUCUAUAUAUAUUCCUGCCAUAUGGUCAUUGUAAGCACAACCAGAUUAUUGAAUUAAAAACCUUGUUUACUC
Molecule: messenger RNA, 2466 nt
Organism: Cuscuta campestris
Lineage: Eukaryota; Viridiplantae; Streptophyta; Magnoliopsida; Solanales; Convolvulaceae
Source: the annotation of a GenBank genome assembly